AAAAAAAGUAAAAAAAGAUAUAACAACAACAACACCAACAAUUACUUUUAUGAUUCCUUAUAUUAAUUUUGUUAAUUAUUCAAAAGAUUAUAGUUGGUUUUUAGAAUUAAUUAGACCUCAACCUAGUCCAUUUACUGAAACGAUAAAUAGAAAUAUCUAUAAAACAUGGAAUGGAGAGGCAUUAAUUAAUUUUAAAUGGAAUGCUUAUGGAAAAUAUUAUUAUGCAAUGAUUUGGAUUUUAUUUAUGACAUUACUUGGAUGCUUUACUGCUGCUGCAACUAUUCCUCAGAAAUAUAUCAAUGAAGAAGUUAUACAACAACUUUUUGUUGCUUCAAUUAUACUUGGAUUUAUUCAUCUAAUUUUUGAAAUUCGUCAAUUUUUUAAUAAUAUUAUUAAGUGGUUUUAUAAUUUUUGGAAUAUUUUUGAUAUAAUUGCUUAUGUGCUUUCAAUUUACACUUCUAUUUACUGGCUCAAAGCAAAUGAUAAGAACAAUGAUUAUCUAAUUACAUUGCUUUCUUUUUCAUGCUUAUUUUUGGAUAUAAAAUUUUUGUUAUUUUUUAGAGCAUUUGAAUAUUUUGGAGUAUAUUUUGCAAUUAUUAUUAAUGUUGGAAAAAAGAUUUUUUCUUUUUUAAUAGUUUUAUUCAUUAUUAUAAUAAGUUUUGCACAUGCAUUUUAUAUUUUAUUAUCACCAAGAUCCGAAUUUUCACUUGAACAACCUACAAAUGACGAUGAUCCAAAUAAUCCUUGGAGUUUAGCUCCUAGUUAUAAUCAAAUAAUUGAUAAUGAUAGAAAUAUAAACUCCAAUCCAUCUAUGAUUCAAACACCUGAUAAAAAUACAAACAUGUUUAUAGAUAUUAGAACUUCUCUUUUUGCUAUGUAUUUAUUUUUAGCAGGUGAUUCAAGUGCAUUAUCCAAUUGGGCAUAUAUAGAUAAUCCAUCAAUUGCAAUAUUGAUUGUUUUAUUUUCCCUCUUAGUUGUUAUAUAUCUUAUGAACUUAUUAAUUGGAUUACUCAAUAUGGAAAUUGGAGAAGAUAAUAAUAGAGUCUCAUAUUUGAUACAGAAGGCAGAAGUAAAUAAUAUUAAUAUUAAUCAUUUCAUUUCUAUAAAUAUACUAAUAUAUCUCAAUUUUUAUAUUUAAAGAUUUUGGCCGAGAUUGAGUUAUUUUAUCUAUUACCACAUCAGAGACGUUGGCAAACAUGGUUUCCUGAAGUAAUAUAUUA
Molecule: messenger RNA, 1220 nt
Organism: Rhizophagus irregularis DAOM 181602=DAOM 197198
Lineage: Eukaryota; Fungi; Glomeromycota; Glomeromycetes; Glomerales; Glomeraceae
Source: RefSeq, a predicted model, not a curated record